Molecule: messenger RNA, 1179 nt
Organism: Trematosphaeria pertusa
Lineage: Eukaryota; Fungi; Ascomycota; Dothideomycetes; Pleosporales; Trematosphaeriaceae
Exons: 3
Coding region: 39-1148 (369 amino acids)
Source: RefSeq, a predicted model, not a curated record
CGCUGAUUGAGAACCACUGGUUCUCACAACCUCAAGUCAUGCUCGCUCAGGCAAAUUUCUCCUAUAUCUUUCUCGUCUUCCUGCUCGGCUUCUGCUCCAUCGCCGCCACCGAAGAAGUCGAGCUACCCCAGGGCGACAAAAUCUCCAUCGACAUACUCCAGAAGCUGCAAGCCGCACACGAAGUUGCGGUGAACCAGAAAGUCCAAGAAGACCUUUUCAUCAGCCUUCCUUUGGUAGCACCCAAUCAAUCGGACUCGGUCACUGUCGCCAACUCUACAAAGACUAUUUCGUCUCCAAGAAAACUCCGGCAUCGGAAAAUUGAUUCAAAUGCUACGCUUGGAGUGGACAACGUCAAACGGCAGCUUGAAUGUGAUGCAGAGUUGUGGUACGAAGGACAAGAUCCAUGUGAAGGGCUAGAGGAGGAAGCUGGCUUCGUGCCCUGUGACCCUCCUUGCCAAUUUGAUCUAAAUUAUUUCAUGCAGCAAGUAGUCAACCCACCGCGAAUUGACGAGUGCCUGUUUUAUACGGCUGGCUUGUCGACAACGGCGCAAGAUUACAGAAGACGGCAUAACGCGGGAAAUCCGCAGACCCUGGUCACUACCAUUUGGGAUAUUUGGCCUGGUUGGAUGUACGUCGGAGACCAGGUUAUCACAAACCGCAUGCGCUGCAUCAUCCAGGACAACGUGUUCGAGGGGCGGAUAAAUCAGGUUCGGACCGGCUACUUUCAAAGAAUGUCCGAUAGCAUGGCAUACAUGUGCGGCGGCACCGCAGCUGUCAUGGACAGAAACAUGCGACGCGGUAGGACUGGAAGAGUGAAACAAGCAGGGAUAUGGUUCAGGGUAGAGUUUCCACGACUGAAAAUGGCCGGGGCUGAUAAGUGGACGGACCCGGCGGGCGUGAACAGAGUCGUGAACAGAGUCGAUGCGAUUGGGGAAAAUCUCCCGAAUGAGCCUGACACGCAAAUUUUUUGGAGAAGUUGGUGGGUGAGGGGUGGUCCGGACUGGCCGAGCCAGGCUUCGCAGCCGCUCAAGAGGAGAGAUGUGAAUGAGACUUAUGACGCCACCUUGGUGGAAGAGCGCAGUCUACAUAAGAGAGAGAUCGAUUCGUCAGUGUUUGAUGAAGGAGGUAGAUGGGAGGUAGUCUGGUAGCAGGGACUACCUGCUACAGCGAGUUAGAUGU